AUGGCGGAUACAGUGCAAUACUUGAUGGAGCUCAUGAUUCCUGAGCUAGAGGACUUGGAGCGCAAGGGGUACUUCUCUCGCAAGAAAUCCAUUGCCGAGAUAGCAAUUGUGCGGCGUAUUCACUUCAUUUACGAGCGUGCGGGGCGCAAGUUCAGGAGUGAUCUCAGCCUCUGGAUGCGCUGGAUCGAGGCUUGCAAACGUUACAAAAGUUCAAAGCAGCUGUCCAAGGUGAUAACAAAGGCGCUGCAGCGACACUCCACCGUAUCCGAGCUGUGGAUUGAAGCGGCGCGGUGGGAAUUCGACAUGAACAACAACAUUACAGCGGCCCGUAGUCUCAUGCAGCAAGGCAUCCGCAUGUGCAAGACGGACGAAACCAUAUGGGUGCAGUAUUACCACUUGGAGCUUCUGUAUGCGCUGAAGCUGCGCUUGAGGCGUCGCGUCCUGGGUUUGGACGACCCCUCAGCUGCGGAAGAUAUUGACGAAGCAGAUGGCCAGUCAGUGGCGGCAGCUCGCGCGGUUAUGCAGGGUGGCGUGGCACGCAUCGUGUACAAGAAUGCUGUCGCCGCGUUACCCGGCCGUUUGGCUUUUCGCGCACGCUUCCUUGGGGUCCUGCGUGGCUUCGAGUACGGAUUUGUGGAGGCCCUACUGGACCAAGUGUACGACAGCAUACGCCAGGACUUUGGCAAGGUUGAGGAGGCCUGGGACCUGCUGGCACGACGCCACAUUGACUUUCCCACCUCCAGGCGAAGCAACCUGAGCGAGGAGAAAGAAGGGGAUGCGGCUGAGCGGCAGCUGGGUCAGCGGGACGGGUCAACCUGGAUGUCGGACCAGAUACAGGUCGACGCACAGGCGCCCAAUGUGGAACCGGCAUGGGAUGCGGACGGACACCGGCAGGCGUGCUCUGUGUACGAAGAGGGACUUACUGCUGUGCCUACUCCCCGUAUCUACCGGGUGUUCUCUAAGUACCUCUGCGAGACGUUGGACCGGUUGAUGGCGCAAGGGGAAGCGGUGCUGCAGCCAGCAUUGACGGUGGCCGCGCAGCUAUUCAGCUUGCUUCAGCGAGCCCAUAGUUCGUCCUGCAGCUGCCCCGAAACGUAUCUCACCUGGGUGGACUGGGCGGAGAGGGUGCAGCAGCCAAAGAUGGCGCUGAAGGCGGCACGCAAGGGCUGUGAGCGCUUCCCUUCGAACGUCGCGAUGUGGCGGCGGCGUCUGGAACUCGAGGUGGUCCGCAGCGGCGACAGAAAAGAUCACGCGGUGCAGGAGAUCAUGGCCAUAUUUGAGGCUGCAUUGCAGGCAACAUCUCCAGAGCAGACGUGCGAGGUGUGGCUUAUGGCUAUCGACACGCUGCCAGCUAAUUGCCCGGAGUUUGCGCGACUGGGUGAAAUGCUGGCUGUCACAUGCGCUAAGGUGGCCAAGAAAGCGCCCUCGGGCGGCCUUGGGCAGGUGGCCACAGCGCUGGUUGAGAAGGCCAGGGGUUCGCUUGGAAUAGACAACGCACGGCAUUUAUAUGCCAAACUUCUCGCUGUGCCGGCGCCCGGCGGCGACCUGUAUCGAUGUGCCAUAAGGCUAGAGCGUGAUGCGCUGCGGCUGGAGUACUCCGCAGACAAUAUGGCUUCGGGUUCAUGUGCGCCGCCCAAACAGGCGGCUAAGCGAAUUGCAGAUCUGUACGAGGCGGCCAUUGCAGCGUACGGCAAAACGGAAACUGAUCUAUGGCUUGACUAUGCGGUUUGGCUGACGCAGUGCGGGAAGGGAUCGGGGCAGGUGUACUGGCGGGCAACGAAGGAGCUAGCUGAACCUGACUCCUUCAUUGCACAAUAUCGAGAAGCGCUGCAAUAGUGCUAUGGUGGAGACGCGAAGGCCCCCAUUUGGCUGUUGCCACAUAAUGUCUGUGCACUUUACAUUUUUUUGCAGGUAGAAGUGUUCAGGAUAUUCAUGAUCUCAUAUUGGUGUCCCCAUAACGUUGACUUCGUAUCGGAUGCAGCCGAGACGUUAGGCUUUUUGAUGUCACUGUAACACGACAUGCAUUAGAUUGUUUACAACUCGCAUUCCAGCUGUUGCUGAAGAGGGUUACUUGCCAGAAGAGGGAGGCUUGCCAAGUAAGGUACGUAUGCCACCAGAGAGUCCGGUGUUGUGGAAUUCGUUGCUGGUUUGGAAGGAGGGUAGGACGCAAGGUCGGGGAGAGCAAUUCUUUGGGCUGCCCUGGUCGCACAAUUCUUGUGCUUUCCUAAAUCGACACUCCGAACAGGCCAAUUCUGAUUGUCGGAAUGUCCCUACCAGGCCAAUUCGACACCCCGACAGGCUAAAUCAGACUGUCAGAAUGUCCUGCCAGGCCAAUUCGUGUCCCUGUCAGGCUAUUCCAAGGGCCUGUCCCGGCAAUUUAACUUGUCCCGUGUUUAGCCCACGUGCCAAUUAAAACCCGUAUACCGAGCAGUUUCGAGCAAUUGCGGGGUCGGCCCGGAAACUCAGGCUGGCUUCCGGAAUCGCGGGACUUGAAGGAAUUUUAUGAAAGCUCUGUAAGGGGAACACUUACAAGUGUCUCACGUGCGUACUCUGUUGAUUUCGAUUCCGGUACGUGGGGCAGAAGUGUCAGGAACCCUACGCACCUGGUUACCGUAUUCUGUACUCAUUGAUUCAUAUAUUCAUUGUGUGUGUGUCCGUGUUCGACGAAAAGAUACCACCACCCGAACCGACCCGAACCAGAGGCGUGUGUGCAUGGCGAGCCGCCCACAAUGUAACACCCCUUUUAUCCGUUCAUUCAUUGAUUCGGUCAUUCAUUCAAUUAUUCAUUCAAUUAUUCAUUCAAUUAUUCAUUCAUCCAAUCAUUCAUCCAAUCAUUCAUCCAAUCAUUCAUCCAAUCAUUCAUCCAAUCAUUCAUCCAAUCAUUCACACGGACGAAGAGACGUAAACACGCGCCCUGCCCUGCAUUGUGGUGUGGCCCGGCACAAUGUAACACCCCGUUCAUUC
Volvox carteri f. nagariensis is the source of this 2964-nucleotide messenger RNA. RefSeq lists its product as uncharacterized. Gene Ontology annotation, biological process: maturation of SSU-rRNA from tricistronic rRNA transcript (SSU-rRNA, 5.8S rRNA, LSU-rRNA). Gene Ontology annotation, cellular component: small-subunit processome; Pwp2p-containing subcomplex of 90S preribosome. The transcript has 8 exons. Bases 1 to 1836 code for a protein of 611 amino acids. The record is from RefSeq and is a predicted model, not a curated record. Lineage: Eukaryota; Viridiplantae; Chlorophyta; Chlorophyceae; Chlamydomonadales; Volvocaceae. Gene Ontology annotation, molecular function: snoRNA binding; protein binding.